AAACAGGGUACACAACAAUACAAGUCCAAUCACAUUUUCGUCUACAACAUUGUUUAGAACACAUACUACUCAUAUUACUCAUUCACUCAUAAUUCAUUCCAUUGCUCAAUGGCUGAAGAAGUGCGCAGUGGACGGCUCGAUGUCGUGAUAUUUGGUGCCAGCGGAUUCACUGGCAAACACACCGUAUACGAGGCGGUUUCCGUGCUCGAAGGUCUGCGCUGGGGCAUCGCCGGGCGCAAUCGCGAAAAGCUGGAGGAGGUGCUUGACGAAAUGGGCAUCAAGGCCGGGCAGGACCUAUCGCAGAUACCCAUCAUCAUUGCCGAUGUUAGCGAUGACAAUUCAGUGCUGCGAAUGGCCAUGUCCGCUCGCAUCGUUGUCAAUACGGUGGGACCGUUUCGGCUCUAUGGCGAGCCGGUGAUUCGUGGCUGCCUCGCGGGCGGUGCUCAUCUGGUAGACGUCAGCGGGGAGCCGCAGUACAUCGAGUCGAUGCAGCUGAAGUACCACGACUUCGCCAAGCUSUGCGGCACAUACGUGAUAAGUGCUUGUGGCUGUAAUUCCAUUCCAGCGGACAUGGGCGUCGUAUUCGCCGAGCAGCAUUUCGAUGGCACGAUCAAUUCGGUGGAGACGUUUUUCGUGCACGGCCUUAGGGGGUGCAAGGGCAACGCGAAUGCCGGU
Drosophila arizonae is the source of this 675-nucleotide messenger RNA. RefSeq names its product saccharopine dehydrogenase-like oxidoreductase pseudogene. The record is from RefSeq and is a predicted model, not a curated record. NCBI's taxonomy places the organism in Eukaryota, Metazoa, Arthropoda, Insecta, Diptera, Drosophilidae.